This is a messenger RNA of Diaporthe citri, 2373 nucleotides long. RefSeq lists its product as uncharacterized. Gene Ontology annotation, biological process: proteolysis. The transcript has a single exon. Gene Ontology annotation, molecular function: serine-type peptidase activity; dipeptidyl-peptidase activity. The coding region runs from base 1 to 2373 and encodes 790 amino acids. The record is from RefSeq and is a predicted model, not a curated record. NCBI's taxonomy places the organism in Eukaryota, Fungi, Ascomycota, Sordariomycetes, Diaporthales, Diaporthaceae.
AUGAAGGGCUUCACCCUCCUCUCUCUGGUCCUGCCGGCCUUGACUGUCCAGGCAGUCAGCCCGCCCCGCGGCACUGGCUUCCCUAAGACGAACGGCACCCGUCUUCUCUUGUUCAAUGAGACCGUGCCGAGUACUCGCCUCUCUCCCAGAUCUGUGUCCCUAGCCUGGGUUGCCGGCGAGACCGACGGCAGCUAUAUCUCCUCUGGUAGCGACGGGGCCCUUGUCAUUUCCAAUGCGGUGACGGGCGAGAAUUCAACCUUCGUAUCCGCUGAACAGGUGCCGGCCGAUAGCUAUGACUAUUGGAUCAGCAGUGACUCCAGCAGGGUCCUCUGGGCUACCAACUAUACGAAGCAGUAUCGUCAUUCGUACUUCGCCGACUACUUCAUCCUCGAUGUCCAAAGUGGCGAGCUCACGCCGCUCGUUGAGGACCAGGUCGGCGAAAUCCAGUACGCUGAGUGGAGUCCCACGGGUGAUCGGGUCGCUUUCGUCCGUGGCAACGACCUGUACAUCUGGACGGAUGGCGAGGUGACGAGAAUCACCAACGACGGAGGCCCGGACACGUUUAAUGCUGUGCCUGACUGGGUGUACGAGGAGGAGAUUCUGGGAGACCGCUAUUCUCUCUGGUGGAGCCCUGACGGGACCAAGAUCGCCUACCUGAGCUUCAACGAGACCGGAGUUGGCACCUUUACGGUGCCUUACUACGCUGCGAACACGGAGUAUGGACCAUCUUACCCGCGGGAGCUCCAAAUUCGGUAUCCCAAGGUUGGCACAAAGAACCCGACGGUUCUGUUCAACUUGCUAAAGGUCGACGAUUCGGCUGUCACGAACAUCCCCAUCGACGCCUUCGGUGCAGACGAUCUGAUCAUUGGUGAGGUCGCAUGGGUCACCGAAGACAGCUCGAAUGUCCUCUUCCGCGCCUACAAUCGCGUGCAAGACGCCGAGAAGGUCGUGAACGUGAACGCCCAGGAUGCCACGAGCUCUGUCGUCCGGGAGCGCACCGAGACCACGGGCUGGCUCGACAACAACAUCGCCAUUCAGUACAUCGGCGCCUUGGGCGGAAAUGGCAGUACCAAUGCCACGUACCCCACGGAUGCCAGCCACUACCUGGAUCUUUCGGAUGAGUCUGGCUGGGCGCACAUCUACCUCUUCCCGGUCAGCGGAGGAUCCCCGAUUCCUCUCACCUCGGGCGAAUGGGAGGUCCGCUCGAUCCUCAAGGUCGACAGCACCCGCGGUCUGGUGUACUACACUUCGACCGAGCGCCACUCGACCGAGUCGCACCUGUACGUGGUCAACUACCGCACCGGUGCCAAACGGGCCCUCGUGGACGACAGCGUUCCCGCCUACUGGUCAGCCUCCUUCUCAACUGGAGGGUCGUACUACCAGCUCUCCUACCAGGGCCCAGACGUCCCAUACCAGGAGCUGUACAGCAUCAACAGCACCACGCCCCUGCGCACACUCGAGGACAACGCAGCCUUCAUCACGCGCAUCAACGAGUACCGCCUCCCGGCGACCACAUGGCUCGAGCUCGACCACCCAGACGGCUCCCAGCUGAACGUCCUGCAGCGCCUGCCGGCCAACUACGACCCCGGCAAGAAGUACCCCGUGCUGUUCAACCCCUACGGAGGGCCCGGCGCGCAGAACGUCAACAAGGCGUGGAAGGCGCUCAACUACAACGCCUACGUCUCCUCGGACCCGGAGCUCGAGUACAUCCAGUGGGUCGUCGACAACCGCGGCACGGGCUACAAGGGCCGCGCCUUCCGCGCGCAGGUGACGGGCCGCCUGGGCGACCUCGAGGCGCAGGACCAGGUGUGGGCGGCGGGGCAGAUCGCCGAGCUGCUGCCCUCCGCCGACGCGGGCCACGUCGCCCACUGGGGCUGGUCGUACGGCGGGUACCUCACCUCCAAGGUCGUCGAGCUCGACAGCGGGGUCUUCUCGCUCGGGCUGGUCACGGCGCCGGUCACGGACUGGCGCUUCUACGACUCCAUGUAUACGGAGCGUUAUAUGAAGACGCCGGAGCUGAAUGGGGCUGGGUAUAACGCCUCUGCGGUGCGGAAGACGGAGGGGUUCAAGAACAUCGCUGGUGGCUUCCAGAUCACCCACGGCAUCGGCGACGAUAAUGUGCACUUUCAGAACACUGCUGUGUUGACCAACAACCUGAUGGGCCAGGGAGUCAGCCCGGAGAAGUUCGACUCGGUGGUCUUCAGCGACUCUGAUCACAAUAUUAGGUAUAAUGGCGAUGGAGUCUUCCUGUACAAGACGCUGACCAAGAGGCUCUGGGAAGAGAAAAAUCGUGUCCCGGGUCAAACCCCAGAGGUCCACCAAUGGAGCAGGAGGAAGGAGGGGGUGCUGUCUGAGGUCAAAUUCGAGGCGUAA